UGGUCCGCCAUUGAGACCCAGCUAGAGCAGGGUCGAGGUUCGCAGCAACAGUCAACGGGAGCACGUUUUCGUCUUUUGGAUUUCUAGAAACUGAACUUUUAUUCUGUCACCAUUUCCUUUCUGUUUUCGUGAUUGAUUAAAUCAAGUCCAAUGGUAGCUGAAUUGGAUACAUAUUCGUACAAGGCAAAGCAGUCCUGACAGAGGCAGCUAGCUAACUAGUGGCUAGCUAGUAGCUAAACACGCAUAGCCACGAACUAGCUAAGCCUUGGUCGGGAGGCUGUGUGCAGUGUCGUUUGAUGGAUCCGAGAAUCGCCUGGUUUCAGCCAGAACAGCUCGGACCUGCUAACAGCCUGUGGAUGCAGAUUUGGGAAACGACGCAAGGUCUGGGGAAUCUGUACUUUAAUAAUAAUUAUAGCACCGGCUGUAGCACGUCAAGCCAGAGUCCUAAAUUGAACAGUAACGAGGGAAACGUGAACGCGGUCAAGAACGGGUCUCUGCAGGGAGGCACCAACGACGCGAGGAACCAGGGAAUGUCUAACUCAAGGGCCGAGAAUGAAAUCGCGGAACAACAGGACUUCAUACCCCUGGAAGCCAAUAACAACCACAACAACCGGGCAGCUGGGAGGGGCGGCGGCAGCAGAGGAAGGGGGCUAGUGGGUGGCGCUGGUGUCUGGAGAGGUGGCUCGGACGUCGGGCAUCGCAACAAAAGGAAAAGGGAUAACAAGGCGAGCACAUUCGGAUUCAACAGUAGCCUUCUGCUCAGCGGCUCAGGGGCCGAGGGGGUGGGGUGCGAUGGCGGCUACACGGGUACGCCUUGGAAAACUAGAAACUACUCCGAAGGGAUUUUGGGGCUGCAUGAGGAGAUCAAUGACUUCUACGAAUACAUGUCCCCACGGCCGGAGGAGGAGAGGAUGAGGAUGGAGGUGGUGGAGCGGAUAGAGAGGGUUAUCAAGGACCUGUGGCCCAGCGCUGAUGUUCAAAUAUUUGGGAGUUUUAGCACUGGCCUAUAUUUACCAACCAGUGAUAUUGAUCUGGUGGUGUUCGGUAAGUGGGACAAUCUGCCGCUGUGGACUCUGGAGGAGGCUCUCCGGAAGCAGAACGUGGCCGACGAGAACUCUGUGAAGGUGCUGGACAAGGCCACGGUGCCCAUCAUAAAGCUGACUGACUCGUACACUGAGGUCAAAGUGGACAUCAGCUUCAACGUGCAUAACGGCGUCAAGGCUGCCGUGCUCAUCAAAGAGUUCAAAAAGAAAUACCCCGUGCUUCCCUACCUGGUGUUGGUGCUGAAGCAGUUCCUGUUGCAGAGGGACCUGAACGAGGUGUUCACUGGAGGGAUCGGUUCCUACAGCCUCUUCCUAAUGGCCGUCAGCUUCCUGCAGCUGCACUACAGAGAGGACGCCAUCAGUCCCAACGCCAACAUGGGCGUCCUCCUGAUAGAGUUCUUUGAGCUCUACGGGAGACACUUCAAUUACCUGAAGACGGGGAUCAGGAUAAAGGAUGGCGGCUGCUACGUUGCCAAAGACGAGGUGCAGAAGAGCAUGCUGGAUGGAUACCGGCCCUCCAUGCUUUACAUCGAGGACCCGCUGCAGCCAGGAAACGACGUGGGCCGCAGCUCCUACGGCGCCAUGCAGGUGAAGCAGGCCUUCGACUACGCCUACGUGGUCCUCAGCCACGCUGUGUCCCCCAUCGCCAAGUACUACCCCAACAACGAGUCCGAGAGUAUAUUGGGCCGGAUUAUCCGGGUGACCCAGGAGGUGGCGGAGUACAGGGACUGGAUCACAAAGCACUGGGGAGCCCAGGCCCAGACGGACCCUGCCUUUAACGGAAAUGAUGUCACGCUGCUGGUGGAGCCCCAGCAGUUGGACAAGUGCAACAACAACCUGUCUGAGGAGGUGGUGGUGCUGCCCCCUGUGUCCCACAGCAAACGCUCCUCCAAUUCCUCCUCCCCACCUCCCUCCUCGCCUUCCUCCUCCUCCUCCUCUUCCUCCUCCUCGUCUUCGUCAUCGCCCUCCUCACCCUCCUCCACGGCCUCCAGCUCCAGCGACGCUAUAAUUGGUUCUUCCCAGGACUCUGACGGAACCCCCUGUAAGACAGUGAAGCAGCUGGGUGGGAGGGGCUCCAGCUCACACAGAGAGAACCCGGUGGGCGUGGCCACACACAGAACACAGAGCCAUUCCUUCAGUAACCAAGGCAACAUCAACAAGGGCAAGACGGGCACACGGCAGUUUCGCCCCUCCUCCAGCAGAAACGCCCAGGCGCAGGAGAGCACGGUACACUCCAACACCUCGUCCGCCAGCAAGACCCACCAAAGCAGCAAGCCUCAUCACCAGGGCAACGGCAAGAAGAGGAAACCGCAGCGGGAGGCUGCACACGAGGACUUCUGCAGAUAGGGGGCGCCAGCUGCACCUCACAGACUGCCGCUGCAGGACCUGUCCCCUAGGGGAUUGUUAGUAGUAUUAAGCUUUUUUGUCCCUUUUGGGACACAUACAUUUUUAUAGAACCUAAAACGGGAGAGAGGGGUGAGUGAGUUCCUGGGGUUCAGCAGACAUGAUGAAGGAUGUAUUGAUUUUAUAACCCAAACACACUGCCCUUCUGUGGAGCCGCUCCCAAUCUCCAUCCGGUCCCUCGCCCCCUCUCGGCCUCCUGUUGUUUGAGUGGAGCAGAGGCUGCUGGGAAGGGUCUGACCAUAGGAAUGAUCCCGGACUUCCCAAUCCCAGCGAUCAGCCACUACCACAAAAACAAGAACAAAAAAAAAAAAAACAUAAAAAGGACGCAAUACAAAAAUGUACAAAAAAAGUAUUAUAUUGAAAAAUAUGCACAAAAAUUAUAAAAAGAAAAAAACUAAAAAUGCAAUCGGUAAGAAUGCGAAUUUCAGUUAUGCAUGAAGAUUGUUUUUUUUUUUUCUUUUUGUUGACGGGUAGAAUUUUUUUUGUAUACAUAUACAGAUUAUACAAAGACGGUAUUUGUAUAAGAAACUUAACGCAAGGUCUCAAAGAACUACAUAAGAACAAAAAAAAAAAAGAUGGUUUCAUAUUACUUUUGACAUGAUGUACUAGUUUCAAAGAAAAAUGUGUACAAUUUCACUGCUAGUUGACAAAGCCAAGUGCAGGCUUCAUUGCCAAUACCGAUCAUCAGCAUCUAUUGUACCUGGCUGCUGCCAUCCUGUGAGCACGAUGCUCCCACACCCGCCGUGCCCUGCACAUCCACAGGGUUUGUUUUUCUUUACGUUUCUCUUCUUUUAAAAAAAGAUUACAAUACUGUAGAAGUGCUUCAGAAUCUGAAUAAGAAAAAGCGGUAAUGGAAAUAUUACCACAAAAAAAAAAAAUCUUGCACUUGCAAUUUGUUUCUUCUCGUGUGAGGAUAUCAAUCUUUUUUCUAUAUUUUACCAAUUACAAAAGCAUUUGUAUUUGUUUAUGUAUUUAUUUUUAUAUCUAUAUAAGUAUGUGUGUGUAUAUAUGUGUGUAUAUAUACGGCAUAUAUAUUGCACAUGUAUACACGCAUAAAUCGAUAUAUAAAACAUAGAGUAAAGCCCAUGUCCCCAUUCGUUACUCUUGGAUGGGUAACUGGGAUAGAGAGGGAGAGUAAUCUUAUCGGUUACAGUGCUAACAGUCUGUCUGUCUGUGUCUUCAGUCUUUCAAAUGCCUCUUUUUUCCUUUCAGUGAAAAUUGUAUUUCAGUGACCAAGUUACUUCAGAAAGUUGUGUGACCACUUUACAUAAGAUGGAAAUGUAUUUUUAUGUGUGGCUGGUCUACUUACUUUAAAAGGGAGCUGAAUUUUGGUUGUUCCUGUUUGGAUUUUACGCAAUAUUCUGUAGUACAAAUGAAACUUUCUCACCUCGGAAUUGGCUUUUGCGCACUUCCUCGUCCGAACAUUAGGCGGCGCAAUACAACAAUGGACAGAAAUGCUGAAGGUAAUUUAAUGGUGCCAUUUGUAUUCCCUAAUCAUUGCUGCUCAAGUGGAGUAUUUAAAUAGGCUGAAACUGAAUUAAUUGAAUUGUAGGUACUUCAGAUGCUUAAAUACAUGCAAUAAAAUCAAAAGUACAAUUAUUAAAUAACUGGAAAAUGUAUUUAUUUUAAACGCCUUAAUGAUUACGAUAUUUCACCAAUGAGAACACUCAUGAGAUGAUGAAUGCUUUCAGUCUAGUUGUAGGCUAAUGCUCAGAAGGAACUUUUGAGUAUUGAUGCAAAGAACUUCUAUAAGUACGCACAGACACUAUGACCUUUCUUCAGUGAAAAUUGACUAAAUGCAUUGCGGGACUUUGACCAGCAUUUAGUGAAGCUGGUUUUUACCGUGAAGGCGUUCAAUAAAUGCACUUAAUAUAUUAAAUGUAGGCUUAGAUAAUGGUCAUAGCCAUGGGAUUGCUAGAAUUCCACAAUAUUUGUGUGCCGUUGUUUAAACUUUAAAGAACUCUCUUCUAUAUCCAAAGUAUUCCUACAAACUAGCUUGACUUAUGAUUGGAUUAGAUAAGCUUCAUCGUGCAUAUUUUGAAUUCCAACUUUUCAUUCUCCCAUUAGGCAAUUAAAUCAGCCAAAUAAGCCUUUGAUAUGUGCAUGGGGGGGUGGGGGGGGGUGGGGUUCACAUACUUGUGCACAUGGCUGUGUAAAAUAACAUUGUAAUCCUGGGUCCUCUUACAUUUACGCCUUGGAAUCCUUUGCUCUGAACAACGCUGUCCCUAUUCCUACCCAUUCUUACUUAUGAGACUAAAUUAAUAUUGAGAGAUGUUGAAAAUUGGUGUAUGUCAUGUCACGUAAGAGGAUUUACUCCCCGGUUUUGCCCUUGGCUAUGAAUGUAUUCAUAACUAUUCAUUGUAAUAUGUGCAUUAUUGUCCCUAGUAUUGCUGCUGAAUGGUUACUACACUUAUCUAAUAGUCGAUGUGGGAAUGUGUUGCUCACAUUUUUACAGAUCGGGCCCAUGUUUGGACAAACUUGUGGUUAUUCCAUAUUCUAAAAUUUAAGCACCCAAAGAUUUUACUCUGUUCCAUAAAUGUCCACAAUAUAUUCCAAAUGCAAAGCAGUCUCGUUUUGUUGAGUAUCUAAUCAAAUGUGUCAGAUCGCUACCAGCAUUUUGGAAAAGGAAUGUAGAUUAUUUUUGAAGAGUGAGCUGGUAUGAUACAUAAAUCUGAUCUGAUGCAUGCACCUAAAUCAAACGCUUGAGCUACUGUACAUGCAACUGAAGUCACAUUUCAAGAUAAAUUCUUCACUGAAAUCUUAUUACAUAUUAACCAUUACUUGAUGGCUUCGUUUUUCUAGGAACAACCUUUAUGUAUUAAAUGUGAACAGUUGAACUGUUCUGAUUUCACUUUUUAAUAUUGGAAUUUUUCCUCUUGUCUGUUCUUUGUUCAUAUCACUGUCCAUCUGUAUCAUCAUCUCAUUCUAGUUGUAUUUUUGGAGCAUAUAAAGAUCUUUUGCAAACAAUAUUUUUGUGAGUAUUUGAAUACAUUUUUGAUUUAAGUGCUGAAACCCCCGGGUUAAUUUGGGGUUGAAAUUAUCUUAAAUGGCAAAUUUCAAAAUUAAAAGUCACUUAAAUAUUUCA
Messenger RNA from Conger conger (European conger), 5532 nucleotides. It is a transcript of the gene tent4b, whose product is annotated as terminal nucleotidyltransferase 4B. Gene Ontology annotation, molecular function: poly(A) RNA polymerase activity; mRNA binding. Lineage: Eukaryota; Metazoa; Chordata; Actinopteri; Anguilliformes; Congridae. Gene Ontology annotation, cellular component: nucleolus; TRAMP complex. Gene Ontology annotation, biological process: RNA 3'-end processing. The transcript is spliced from 12 exons. The record is from RefSeq and is a predicted model, not a curated record. Bases 297 to 2390 code for a protein of 697 amino acids.